Parastagonospora nodorum SN15 is the source of this 180-nucleotide messenger RNA. RefSeq lists its product as hypothetical. The transcript is spliced from 2 exons. Bases 1 to 180 code for a protein of 59 amino acids. The record is from RefSeq and is a predicted model, not a curated record. Lineage: Eukaryota; Fungi; Ascomycota; Dothideomycetes; Pleosporales; Phaeosphaeriaceae.
AUGUCCACACUCGUGAUACACAGUCAUGCUUCGCGAUACAGAUCAACACAAGGACCCAACAAGCGAAACAUAGCCGAGGAAGCCAACCAAAAGGCAGUGGAUGACCUCAAAAGCGAGGUGCAGGUCGUCAGCGUUACGGCGUCGUGGGCUGAGAAUCAUGCAACGAUCGAUGAAAUCUGA